Adineta steineri is the source of this 1827-nucleotide messenger RNA. The record is from the annotation of a GenBank genome assembly. Lineage: Eukaryota; Metazoa; Rotifera; Eurotatoria; Adinetida; Adinetidae.
AUGACAUCAACAACUCAAGAAUCAUUUUAUUUACAUUCAUUUCGAAAUCGUCGUUUAUAUCCCAUUUCUGAUUAUCCAAUCACACAUUCACUUGAUCGCCUAAACAUACGUCGUCGUCUAUUAAAACAACGUAUAUAUAUUGAACAUUUCCUUUAUGCAUUCAUUUUUCUUUUAUUAUGGACUGCAAUCGGUGCAUUUUUCUUUCAAUUACAUGUACAAGUUUAUAAUGUAGUCUUUGGACCUUUUCAUUUCAAUCAGAAACAAUUUGUACAAUAUGUAAAUCAAUAUAAAAGUGAUCAAUCAUUCUUUUCACAAUUUGGAAGAAUUGAAUAUAUUCAAGUGGAAAUAAAUGAAGAUAAUAUUCAAAACUCAAUAAGUAAAUAUGAUACUAUUCGACGAUAUUCAAAUCCACGAACACGUGAGAAUCAUAUUGCUACAUAUAAAAAGAUUAAACAUCCUACAAUAUAUGUUAAAUUACCUACAAAUUCACAAAAAUAUUUUCAUGUACAUCAUCCAAUUCAUUUUCAAUCGUAUUCAAUUCAAACAUUACAAUGCAUCGUAAGAAAUCUACCAUUUAAUUCAGCGUACACAUAUCGAACAUGGACUGAAAAAUCGGAAUAUAUUCAAUAUAUUAAUAAAGAAUAUGCAAAAAAUUCGACAGAAUUUAAUAAAGCAGUAUUAACAAAAUGUGGAGUUUUAAUUGGAUAUCUCUAUAGACCCCUAUAUGAAAGAGCUUUCACUGAUAGAGGUGAACAUACCUUUACAUCAAAUGAUAUAGCACUAAAUAUGACAGAUAAUUAUUAUUCUUUCUAUUUAUUUCUAUUUUGUGGUUUAAUAUUCAUUUGGCUCAAACUUUUUCAUUCACUUGGAAUAUGGUCACUCUCGUUGAAAUUAUUUCCAGAUAUCAUUGAAGAGCUUUGGCUAUUAAAUGUAGAUCGUUCUCCACAUCAACAAUUACUAGAAUUAGAUAGACUUAUUAAGAAGAGUUCAUGCAACUAUACUAAAAAUCUUGUAAUUAUUAGAAAUGAUUCUGAUCAGCUAUUUGUUGUUAUAUUAAAAAUGAAUGCAAAUGAAGGAUUAAAUCCUUAUGAUGAAUCAUCACCAUUUAUUGUUUGUCCUGUUAAUGAUAUACGAAAAAUAACACACGUUAAUGGAAUUUGCUAUGGUAAAGAUUCAUCAUGGAUUCGAUGGCCAGUCACAGCAACGGAUGACAAUGGUUAUGCGAAUUGGCUACAUGAUCAACUAUUAGAAAUAAGUGAUGUCUAUAAGCAACGACAUGAACAACGUCUUCGACAUGAAUCAGACAACAAAUCGCUGCAGCAGCGCCAUGGAACUCAAUUUUUGAGGUUUGAUAAUAUUAAACAUAGAGAUAAUCGUAAACGACGUUCACGCGUAAAUACAACAAUCACACAUAACAGUCAUUUAUCAACGUUAAUCCAUGAAGAAAACAAUAUUCAACUUUUUAAGAUCGAGCGACAAAGCACUACUGAAAACGUGAGAAAUUUACUUAUGCCAGAUCCUACUAGUCCAGCUACAGCUCAAUUUAUUGCUCAAUUUCGCUUCCAGCAUGAACAUAACCAACAAGUCGUAAAUAUGAAUAUGAUGAACGAUCAAAUUAUGUGUACACUUUGUCAGGAAAACCUGAAAAUCAAUGAAUUUUAUACACGUUGGCCAUGUCCUGGUGCUCACUUAUUUCAUUAUGAUUGUAUGUUGAGAUCGUUACGAGACAGAAAUACAUGUCCAAAUUGUAGACACGAAGUCGAAGGUAUUCCAACGGAAUCUUUACGAACGACAAUAAACCGAUCUUUAUAUAGAUUAUUUGCGUAA